This is a messenger RNA of Capra hircus (goat), 2674 nucleotides long. It is a transcript of the gene C13H20orf96, whose product is annotated as chromosome 13 C20orf96 homolog. The record is from RefSeq and is a predicted model, not a curated record. Lineage: Eukaryota; Metazoa; Chordata; Mammalia; Artiodactyla; Bovidae. The transcript has 10 exons. Bases 1218 to 2183 code for a protein of 321 amino acids.
UCCAGGAAGAGGGUGUCCUGCCACUUUGAGUUGGUUCUGGAGAAAUAUUGAGUGUUAGUUGCCUCUCAGGUACCCAAAUGGAGAUGCUGAGUAGGCAGUUGGAUGUAUGUGACUGGACGAAGAUGGAGAGGCUGGAGAUGUGAGUUUAGGAGGCACCUGGGUAAAGAUGGCAUCUGAAGUCACAAGACUGAAAGGGAGCACGAAUGGAUAGAAAAGAAGAGAGGGCUGAGUCCGAGUCCUGGGGCAACCUGGGCGUAAAGGGAGAAAAAGAGAAACCAGGAAAAGAGAAGAAAAUGAGGUGGGAAGCAGCUCUAGAGAGUGGUUUCCAGGACACCAUGUUAAGAAAGUGUGUCAAGGAGGGAGUGAUCCAUUGUGUCAAAUGCUGCAAAUAGGCUGAGGAAGAUGUAUACAGAGAAGUUUAGCAAAAUGGAGCUCACUGGCAGUGCUGACAGUGGCAGUUUCAGUGGAGAGGGGGAGAAAGCCUGAUUGAAGAGGCAAAAAGGAACGGGAAACAGUAGGCAAACCUCUUUAGAAGUUUUGCUUUAAAGUGAAGCAGAAAUGGGAGGGUAGCUGGAUGGGAACUGUUCGCUUUUCUUAACAGAAGAAAUUAAAAUAUGUUGGUAAAGCAGUGAGAAUAAUACAGAGAAGAGGGUGAUGGAGAAAAUGGGGGAAAGUCCUGGGGGAAAGUCCUAGAGAAAAUGAGAAAGGACAGAUUUCAGUGCACAACAGUAGGAAUCGAGGUCAGCAGGCAGUUUACAGAGUCUCAGGAGGGAGGCAUGUGGGUGGGUGAAUGAGGUGAUGUGAACCUGAGUUUACUGAUUCCCAUGAUUUUCCCGGUGAAACAGGAAGCAACGUAAUUAGCCAAGAGUAACAAUGGAGAAGGACUUGAUGGAGGUUUGUUGAGAGGAGGAAUAUGACAUAAUUCUUUAGCAUGAUAGGCGGGGCCAGCUGAGGGGAAUUUGAAACCGCGAUGCGUGGAAUGUGGAGAGAGCUACUUUUUCCAGUGCGAUAUUGGUCCCUCUAGGCGCUCGGUAGUCUGCGUCCGUUUCCUUGGAGACCGAGACAAGAGAGAAAGCAUCAGGUCUCUCUGGAAAGUUUGAGUGGCCUUGGUUACCGCGCGAUCCACGCUGAGACAAGGAAGUUGGAGAAGCCGAAGAAACAGGCAUCCCCCAAAAUCGGGGCCCCAAAGCCUCGGGACUCUUCUUCCAUUCUCCCAAAUGGCGCGCGACUUUCCAAAACGCAGCCACUCUGGGAUCGGCUCCACAGUCCCCCAGUUCCAGGUUCCGGAUUAUGUUCCAUGGCAGCGGUCCAAACAGAGAGCCAGGCCAUCUACUCUGCCUCCAAUCCCACAGACUGUGAAAAGCAAAAGGAAGACCUGGUCUACCGUCCAGCCAGGGUGGCAAUCCAAGCCUACCUUGUGGAUGACAAGCCAGCCGAGGAAUCCAGUAGAGCUGCGCAGAGGAAAGCUGGACUCUGGGAAGACACAGGCCACAAUCCGACUAAUGAGGACAAUGCUCCGGAACCGGCGAACCUCGUACCAGGAGCUCUGCGACCACGAGGACUUCCUCACCAAGCUCUCUGGGGAACUGAUCAAGACCAUCCAGGACACAGAGGACGGCGCGGCCCUGAAAGUGCGCAUGUUGCUGCAGCAGCAGGACGUCUACACGACCAUCACUGACAUCUUGGAGUACUCCAACAAGAAGAAGCUGCACCAGAUGAAGUGUGAGCUCCAGGAAUGGGAGGAGAAGGAGGAAUCCAAGAUCCACAACCUAGAGCAGCAGGUGGAGCAGCUGGAUGCCCAGAUCAAGAAGGUCCGUGAGCAGGUGAGCUUUGUGAGCACAUACAAGGACCACGAGUACCCCAUCAAGUUGGUACAGGUGGCCAAUCUCGUGCGCCAGCUGCAGCAGGUGAAGGACAGCCAGUUGGAUGAGCUAGAUGAACUCAGUGAGAUGUGCAGAAUGGUCCUGGCGUCUAUGUCCAACCAGAUUCAGAAUAAGAAAAAAAACCUUCUGAGGUCUUUGGUGGUGAAAAUCCAGCGUGCCAAUCAGGAGACUCUCCUGCAGAAGACCUGGAAUACCCAGGUUAUACUGAAAUACAUGGACAAGUUCCGAGAAUCUUCCUCCUUGGCUGUGCCAUUAAUGCCACUCAUCUUCCAUCUGAGAAGAGAGUUUGUCCUGGACUAGGCCUUGCCUCAUUAACCAACACCACCAGCCGUGACCCAUCGGCAGCAUCACCAAGCUUCACCCACACAACCAUCACUUUACUAUCACUACCCACUCCUUGUCUUCACCUCUUCAUUCUCGACAUUGACCAUCACUCAAGACCAUGUUAAUGAAUUCCAUGAUCACCACCCUCUCACGGUAAUUUUUGUUAUCUUGCACCUUUGUCAGUUGUCUGCGUGAAUGACCUUCAUCACCUCCACCAGCCCCCACUAAUUCUCACUGUUGAGCACUGCCACCCCCUUGCAGCCUGUCUCCCUCACCUUUUUCAGCACCAUCAAACGUUGUCAGUAACUCAUGAGCCAGCCCUGCCCUGCAAGGAGAGAGCCCUGCUUUGAAGUCCAGAAGUCCCAAUGACAAAGCCCAGGCCAUUUCCCUAGAUGUUCUUAUUCACGCAUUUUGUCCUUUUCUUCUAUUGGUUGGGGGAUGUUUGGUUUCUCACUUUCCCCUGCUUU